CCCUGGAGCCACGACACGAGGAGGCGCUCCUCCCUUCCCUUCCCUCCCUCCCCUCCGCCAUCUUCGGCUUCUCUUCCUGCGUGCCUCCUCCAAUUUCUUCCUCGCGGUUGUUGCUGCUGCUCGUGGGGGGCUCUUCCCGCCCGGCGCCGGCGCCGGCGCCUCUCCUCCGGCGAAGCCCCGCCCUGUGUUGUGUCGGUCGGCUUUACUGCUGUAAUCCGGCAGACGGACUUGUGGUAGGCGGAAUGCAAUGCCUCUCCUCAAGAGAAGACCUUUCCUCUUACUGGACCCACCAAAGGACUUGAAUCCAUACGAGAAGGUGUUCCAAGUUCGGUUUACCAAGGAGAUAUUCCGAGAUUACCAUAAAUACCUGAAUAGGGUAAACCUUUACCGUGAAAGAGUCUGGACAUGUAAGGUGUCUGGAAAAUCUAAUCUGACAUAUGAGGAAGCACUGGUAUCAGAGCAUCACGCUGCAGAGAAGGCCCAAAAGUUGCCAAGAGAGUUAAUAGAACCUGUUCUACAUAUGAUUCAAUACAGCACUCUUAGCUUGACUGACCUUGUCAACAAAAUAUAUGGUACUCUCCAAGAAGAAUUUUUUGAAAGAUUAGAACUAAAUGGCAGAAAAGAUGGUUCUGUGUCUGCUUGCAAGAUCUUAAAGGUUAUUAUUGGCUCUGGUAACACCAAGACAUAUGAGGUGGGUUGGAUUGGUCAGGACAAUGCAGUGACUAGCACUUCAGUUGUUCAAGCUGAUGAUCUAUUAAUUCGCAAGAAGGCACGUGCCGGUCGUAGCAUGCUGAAAAUAUUUAUCAGGGAGUCGACAUCACAGAAUUCCCCAUGGAUUAUUCAUGCAAAUCUUGCAAAGAAAUAUGGAAUAACCACUGAGCCCCCAAAAGACUUGCUGAAUGGCCAAGGGUUGCCAAAACUGAGAGGACUCGAGAAUGGAACCACAACUGAUGGCAGAAAAAAAUUGAAGAAAGGUGAGCCAAUUGAUGAUCUUCUAUUAAAGCCUACAGCAGAUGAUCCCAACCUGUCAAAAAAACAUCCACUCUCUACAGAUUUCAGAGUGCCUGUAGAUUAUGUCGGAGAUCUACUUAUGGUUUGGGACUUCUGCAUGUCUUAUGGGAGGAUUUUAUGCUUGUCUCCAUUUUCUCUCUCAGACAUGGAGAAUGCAAUCUGUCAUAAAGAAAGCAACCUUGCUCUUCUUGUGGAAAUACAUGCUGCACUCUUCAAUUUGCUCAUCAAAGACAGAGGCGGGUAUUUUACGUUUCUCCAGAACAAGAGAAGGAAAUCAAAGGUAACAUUGGUCACCUGGGCUGAGUAUCUCUGUGAUUUCAUGGAGAUGGUAAGUAAAGAAGAAUUCUCCAGUAGUUUAUCAACUGUAAGAAGGGGUCAUUAUGGACUUCUUCACACUGCUGUGAAGCUUAAAAUUCUGCGGGAACUGGUAGAUGAAGCCAUAACAACUUCUGCUGUAAGACGGAAUAUAGAUGAAAAGAUUGAUCACCAACAAGCAAUUGCGGCAUCAAAAAGAGAGCUUGCUAGAAAUAUCAAGGAAGGGGAGAAGCUGACAAUGGAAGGGGUGGCAGAAAAAGAAACGAGUCAGACAGAUGCUGCACAAAAUGUUAAUGGGAGUGUAAAUGGUCAGGUUGUGGAAAAAGAAGGAAAGGAGAAGAAAAACAAAUAUGCCAACAACAAGAUGGGGGAGGCGAGAAUGCAUCUUGGGAGACACCUUGGGACAGAAUUGGAUAAACAAUCCAUACAGACAGAUUCCCUUGGAAAAGACAGAUUAUACAACAGAUAUUGGUUCUUUAGGCAUGACGGACGACUUUUUGUUGAAAGUGCAGAUUCCAAAGAGUGGGGUUACUACAGCACUAAGGAAGAGCUUGAUGCGCUUAUUGGAUCGUUAAAUGUUAAAGGAAUAAGGGAGAGAGCACUCAAACGACAGCUUGAUAAGUUCUACAAUACGAUAAGCAAUGCUCUAGAAAAAAGAACUAAAGACGUCACCCAGAAAAUGUUGCUUGAAGAGGUUACACUGCGGCGAUCCUCGCGUGUACAGGCCCAACCAAAGGAUAACCCUUCAAUGUCAUUCCUCAAGUAUGUCAACAAAUGGAAAGAAAACUGAGCCAUUUUGUAUUAGAUUAGGCCUUUUCUUUUGCACAUCCUUUUGGAACCCCGCGUAGGGGUCCAUUUUGUCUCUGUAUAGACCAGAUGAGAAAUCUGUCAUUUUAGACAGUCGGCGGGCUUCGGUGAGGAAGCAACGGAUUCGAGCGGACUGCACAGUUAGCUUUAACUAUAGAAUCUCUUUUGUCUAGUGUCCAGUCAAGAGUUUUCAGGUCCAUCCGUUGUAUGGAUAUGGAAUAUGGUUUACACCUCGCACAGUUCCAUGAAUCCAUCAAAUAUUUCCCGUUGUUUGCAUGCGUCACCGUGAAAUAAUCUCUAAUUUUUUGCUGUCUGUGAUGUUUU
Messenger RNA from Oryza brachyantha (malo sina), 2457 nucleotides. RefSeq names its product DDT domain-containing protein DDB_G0282237-like. Lineage: Eukaryota; Viridiplantae; Streptophyta; Magnoliopsida; Poales; Poaceae. The record is from RefSeq and is a predicted model, not a curated record. The transcript is spliced from 10 exons. Bases 248 to 2116 code for a protein of 622 amino acids.